CAAUAUAGUCGCACGUCGUCGUCUCUAUCCCUCUCUGUCUCACUUCAUCAUCGUCCCAAGAGCUGCCUCUGUUUCAGCCGUUUCUUCGCCGUAUAAGCUCGUAUCUAUCCAUGGCUCUUCCGCUCGGGAAGCUCACCCUCCUCAUCGGUGCAGGUCUUGUUGGGUCAGCUUUUGCUAAAGAAGGGAGCGCACUAGAUGUCUCGGGUUUAGUCUCGGGUGCUGUUAAGAUGGUAUUUAGGCAACUGAAACAAGAAGAACCUACCAAACCAGCUACCAAUCCCCACAAUGAUGUACUUGCGGCCCAGGUUAACAGUAUUAGGCAUGAAAUACAGUUGCUGUCUUCAAGCAGACCUAUCACCAUUGUUUCAACAGCAGGAUCAGGUGGUAGAAAGUAUGGUUUGAUCAUUAUCAUUGGGGUGAUCGGCUACGGAUAUGUGCGGUGGAAGGGCUGGAAACUUCCGGAUUUUAUGUUUGCGACAAGGCGUAGCUUAUCAGAUGCAUGCCGUACUGUUGACAACCAGAUUGAUGGUUUUUACUCAUCGCUAGAGAAUACAAAACAGGAUUUAAGUUCAAACGUUGACAGGAUCGGUUGUCAUUUGGAUGCAAAUAUGGAGGUUAUUGAAGAAACAGAACGAGAGGUGACUGAACUACGGGAUGUUACAACAGUUAUAAAGGAUGACAUUAAAUCUGUUUUCGAUGCUGUUGAAACUCUGGCAAACAAAGUCUAUCGCAUUGAGGGAAAUCAGGAUAUCACGCUUAGAGGAGUUGGGGCUCUGCAUGCUCAAUGUCGGGAGAACCAAAGAAUUCAAGAGUCCAAUCAGGCUUUGCCAUCAACUUCGUCAUUGCCAGCCCUUGAGGGAGCUCCUGUGACACCAUCUUCAAGGACUCUGUCUUUGCCUCCUGUUGCUCCCGAUGAAUCCCAGUCGCUUUCAACCCCUAAAGGUGCUAAACAGUCACACGGUCUACUUCAGCACACUCAAUCUAUGUCUGGGUUGAAGGACCUAAGUGAAAGCUCCAGCGGUCGCGAGACAGUUUCAAAUGGAACAUAUUCUGGAGGAAACGGUGUAUCAUCAGGCUUGAGUUCGGGCAUGCUUGGUAGGUUCUCAAUACCAAGAAUAGUGAGGACUCGUACGGUCAACACAGUGCCUACUAACUGAAGAGAAUUAGUUAAUUUAAUUACUAGAAUUAACAAACAAGAAGGGGGCAUGUUGUAUCUAAUAGAGUAUUCGAAUAGAUUUUACUUUUCUGCAUGCAUCGGAGACAAUCCAUAAAUAUUAAAUGGUGCAUAGUUUUGUAGGGAUGCAGGUUAUAUUCAAAUGGGUCAUUUAUCACAAUUUUGUUGCUGUUUCUUUGAUUAGGUUUGGUCUGUUGAAACUUGAAAGAGCUAUUAAUACAAUUAUGAUGAGAAGGGUUUUAAUAUAAAAGCU
Messenger RNA from Camelina sativa (false flax), 1427 nucleotides. RefSeq lists its product as uncharacterized. Lineage: Eukaryota; Viridiplantae; Streptophyta; Magnoliopsida; Brassicales; Brassicaceae. The record is from RefSeq and is a predicted model, not a curated record.